Messenger RNA from Moneuplotes crassus, 2078 nucleotides. NCBI's taxonomy places the organism in Eukaryota, Ciliophora, Spirotrichea, Euplotida, Euplotidae. The record is from the annotation of a GenBank genome assembly.
UAGAAAUCUCUGAUUGAUUUAUAGGAGCCACUGAGUAUGUCAUGUCUGCGAUUCCUUCUUCAAGCAUGUUCUCAUCAGAAAAAUACGAAGUCCACAAAGAUCUUGUGAUUACUAGUGUAGGUGUUUCCACAGUUGUUGGAAAUGCUGAAUAUCCGUAUUCAAACUUUUCUGCUUCUCUUCCAACCGGAGGUAGCUAUAACAAUUUUCCUCUGACUAAUGAUGCUUCUUUAUUUGUCAAGCCAGAUAUCAUAAGCAUCACGAUGGUAGAGCAAUGGUACGAUAAGAUAUACAGAACUAAUGAAAAUUUAACAGCAGAAAUUGAGCAAAAUACCACAAACACUUUCUCAUUAGAUAUACCUUGAGAUGAAAAUGGAGUUGAGGCUAUUUCAUACAAUUUGUCUCAAUACCAAUCAGAGGCAAUGCCUAGUUGGAUCAAUAUCAACUCAGGUGUUUUGACUGCAAAUGCUCCUGCUACGACAAUAAAUACAACAUAUCAGUUUGUCGUUCAAUCAAACAUUACAAGCGAUUGUCAGCUGUACCAAAAUAAAGUUGAUCUACUUGUGUAUUAUAAAGAGCCUUCUCAAAAUAAUCAAACAGAAACUAUUCCUCAGGGAACAACUACUGCUGCUCAAGCGGCAGUUAUUGCAGUUAUGAUUGUCUCGACAGGAACUUCCUUUCUAUCAAUGUCUUCACUACAGUCAUUGUGGUCUAUUUUGAGCAUUAUUCAGCUGACUAUGCUUUUGCCACUAACUCAAGCCUACAUUCCAGAAAUAGUGAAGCAAUAUCUCCAAGGAAUGUCGUUUGUGAACUUCAACUUUGGUUUCUUACCUACACCAGACUUGCCGGCUAUCAUGAACAUUAAGUUCGAGACUCAUUCAGACUACUUGGAUGGAAUUGGGCUUCAAUCAGGAUCUACAAUUAUUAAUCAUAUUUUUGUCCUAAUUUUACUCGUAUUACUUGCCCUCUUCCAUUUGCUGUUGAUUUCUAUCAGAAAAUGAUGUAAAGCAAGAGAUAAACAAGCCAAAUGGUACUACAAAGCAAAUGAUAAAGUGAUAGGAUGGAUGACUUUCGGUGUCUAUAUCAGACUCAUUAUAGAAUCAUUCCAAAUAAUGGUGCUCGCAAGCCUGUAUGAGAUUAAAUACUUUUCGACUCAGAAUACUAUUCAUAUAAUCUCAUUGAGUUAUGCUUUUGUAAUUUCAAUUCUCUCAUUCGGAUUUCUUGCACUGAUGCUUGUUGAGUUUUUGAGAUCAAAAGAUCCUAACACUUUUAAAGAUCAGACAUAUUUUAGAGAUAUAUUCACAGGAACUAGAAACAGCUGGAUUAGUAGAUCAUUCUUACUGUUGAAUUAUGGUAGAAGAACUCUACUGGUGAUCUGAGUUGUUUUCAUUACAACAGGCAAAGCUGAAAAUUUAGGAAUGUUCAUUACAGCUCAGUUAAUCUAUUUUGUGGGUAUAUGUAUAAUGAGACCAUUAGAAACAUUUAAAGAUAACCUCAUUGAAAUCCUCAAUGAAUUAUGCUUUUCCAUUUUAUCAUCAUCUUUGAUCUAUCUGAAUAAUAAAAAUGCUUGGUCUAAACUAAUGGAAGACCUCUACUACUACACAAUGAUCAGCAACACUUUGAUAAUCACAAUAAUAAUCUUCAUCGAUACAACCAGGAUCGCCAUCAACAAAUGUCAUAACAAAAAAGCCCCAUUAAAAGAGCCAAAAAUAAGUUGAAAGCCUGUUAACUCCUUCUUCAGGGAGAACCAGAGCUCUUUGCCUAUGAAACCUUCUUUGGCAAAGUACACUUCUCCAUUCAAUGCUGCAAAUAUGAUGCCGAGUAAGAACAGGUCUUCUGGACUCAGAUUAGAAGAACUUAAGUCAGAAGAGCCAAGUGGCCUAUCUUACCUCGAAUUCAAGCGAAAGAACCCACAAAUCCCUGAGAGUAAGGUCAGAGCCCAGUUCAUGAAACAAUGGGCCACCAAGGGCUUGGGCGGCAACGACAAGGCCAGGUUUAGGUUUACAUAAGCAGAGUGUUAUGAUUUUGAAUUUAAGAUUCGAAAUUGUGACUUAGAAGCCUUAUGAGAAGAUUUUUGGGAU